Molecule: messenger RNA, 951 nt
Organism: Closterium sp. Naga37s-1
Lineage: Eukaryota; Viridiplantae; Streptophyta; Zygnematophyceae; Desmidiales; Closteriaceae
Source: the annotation of a GenBank genome assembly
AUGAGCGGCGAACAACACGGCGGGAUCCGCGGCUCUGCCGACGCGGUUGCAGCUCCUACGGGGUCCGCGGCUGCAGCGGCGGCGGAAGCAGAAAACUCCGAGCUACUACCAUCACUGACAGAGGAGGCGGAAGGAGAGGUGCUGUUUGCGAUCAUCGAGGAGGCUUUCGCUCUUGCGGGAGCAUUCAACAUCGCGGAUUACGUGCCGUGGCUGAGCUAUUGCGGGGACCCCUUCCGCAUGUACGCGCGCGCACAGCGCCUCGCACCGCAGCUGCGCGGAUUCAUGCGCGCGUGCAUCGAGGAGCGACGCCAGCUCAUGCUGGCAAAGCGUACGGAAGGGAGCCAAGCCAGGCAAGGCAGGCUAGGGAUGGAGACGGGGGCUGCGCUGGCGAUGGAUGGGGCUGCGGGUGAGCAGGUGAAGGCGCGGACGGCAUCUAAAACCACUCUUGUUGACACGUUGUUGGAGAUGGAAGGGGACGGGGAGGAGCAGGUGGACGAGGACGACAUGCUCAUGCUCGCUCAGGACCUCAUGCUCGCCGGCACCGAUACCACCGCCAAGACCGUCGAAUGGGCACUUGCUGAGCUGGCGCAGCACCCGAACAUGCUGGAAAGGCUCCGCGAUGAGGUGGAUGUGGCGUAUGCCAAGUCAGCAAGCGUGGCCGCCGAAACUGGGGCGCCCGCAGGACGAGGAGGAGGAGGAGGAGGAGGAGGUGAUAUGGUGGUGUCCCUUGCGGUGCAGGAGAUGCCUCUGGGAUUGGACCUGUCCGCCCGCCUGCUGGCGAAUUUCGUUCGGCGGUUUGAUUUUGAGGCGCCCCAAGAGGUGAGGGCAGGUGGAGGGAUAGACAUGAGGGAGUCGUUGGGGAUGUCGAUGGUUCUGGCAACGCCUCUCAGGAUUGUUGUGAGGGAGAGGACGGCAGUGCGGGGGGCAGCGGUGGCAGCUGCAGAUGCGUGA